UCCUGCUGCCAGAACAUUUGAAAGCUACUUCAGAGAAGAUGAAGAGGGGACUUACGUUUGUAAAACUGGUUAACCCAUGUUCAGGGGAAGGAGCCAUGUACUUGUUUGAUAUAUAUCUACAGAAGUUGUUUGAAAUAAAAGUUUUCAAAGAGAAAUGCCAUUCUUGGUUCAUAAACCAGUCAGUUCAGUCAGACGGUCAUCUACACUUUGCCACACCAAUGGAUCCUUUAUUUCUGGUUCUCCACUAUCUUAUAAAGGCUGAUAAAGAGGGUAAAUUCCAGCCCCUAGAUCAAGUCGUGGUGGAUGAUAUAUUUCCAAAUUGCAUCUUGUUGCUGAAACUUCCUGAACUUGAGAGGUUACUUCACCAUGUGACAGAGGAAAAAGAAAUAAACAGCAGAAAAUAUUACAAGUACAAUAAAGAGAAGACAUUGAAGUGGCUAGAAAAAAAGGUGAUGCAUACUUCAGCAGCCUUAAAAACCAAUAACAUAAAUGUUGGUGCCCGAGUACAGUCUGCCUAUUUCUCAGGUGACCAAGUAUCCAGUGAUAAGGAAGAGGAUUAUAUUCGUUAUGCCCAUGGUUUGAUAUCUGAUUACAUUCCUAAGGAAUUAAGUGAUGACUUAUCUAAAUAUCUAAAGCUUCCAGCACCUUCCGCUUUAUUGCCAAGCCCUCCAUCAAAGAAAAUAAAAUUGUCUGAUGAGCCUGUAGAAGCAAAAGAAGAUUAUACUAAGUUUAACACUAAAGAUAUGAAGACAGAAAAGAAAAAUAGCAAAAUGACUGCAGCACAGAAGGCUUUGGCUAAAGUUGACAAGAGUGGAAUGAAAAGUAUUGCUAGCUUUUUUGGUGCAAAAAACAAAAAAAAGAUUUGAAACUUUGAAAAUAACAUCUAGAAACACUUUUCUUUUGCUUUUUACAUGUUCUACUUUCUCUCAUCCUCCACACCACUGUACUUCCUGACCUUAAUGGCCACCUUUUGGAAGAUAAAGCAAAAACUGUCCACAAAUAAGCUAACACGCAAUUUUCAUAUUCACUUAAACAAUUCUUGGUAUUUUAUUUUUUUAUGUUCCUGAAUAUGCAAAAGUAAUUGUGCAAUUUUAUGGCCUGUGGCCUUUGGAGUCUUGUUUGACAUGGUGAAACAUAAUCAAGUGGAUAGAAUAAGCAGCAAAAUUCCCUCAAUAAAAUAUGACAGAAUUUCA
Echinops telfairi (small Madagascar hedgehog) is the source of this 1193-nucleotide messenger RNA. It is a transcript of the gene RNASEH2B, whose product is annotated as ribonuclease H2 subunit B. Gene Ontology annotation, biological process: ribonucleotide metabolic process; RNA catabolic process. NCBI's taxonomy places the organism in Eukaryota, Metazoa, Chordata, Mammalia, Afrosoricida, Tenrecidae. The record is from RefSeq and is a predicted model, not a curated record. The transcript is spliced from 11 exons. The coding region runs from base 39 to 866 and encodes 275 amino acids. Gene Ontology annotation, cellular component: ribonuclease H2 complex; nucleoplasm.